Molecule: messenger RNA, 663 nt
Organism: Blepharisma stoltei
Lineage: Eukaryota; Ciliophora; Heterotrichea; Heterotrichida; Blepharismidae
Source: the annotation of a GenBank genome assembly
AUGUCAAAAAUUUGCUGCUCUUUUUGCCUCUUAGACGCAAUCUUUGAAUCUGAUUGUGGCCAGUUUAAAGCAUGUCCAAAGCAUAAAGCUCAAGGGCGUAAGGUAAAACGAAGAAAGUCACCAAUCAACAAAGAAUCCAAAGCGAUCUUAUUCAAUUUUGUCUGCACGUUAAAGAAGGAAUUUAUUGUCCGAAUUGAUAAACUAAUUAAAGAAAGUAUACACAAUGAGGAUAAUAAAAAAUACCAGGAGGAACUAAAAUGAGCACGUGAGGGUUUGGAUGACUGCAAUAAUAUCUUAAUGCGCUAUUUUAGAAAACCAUUUGUAGAGAUGAAACUCAUUUUAAGUCCUUUUGACUAUUUUUUAACUCAACCAAAGGAAAAAGCACAACAAUACAUAAAGGAGAAUUGAAACCGGGAUGAUUUUUUAGAAUUUUCUAGAUCAGUUAAAGCGUAUUUGUUUGAUUACAAUUAUUUUAAAUUUGAAGAUCAAAAAUCUAUUCACGGCUGGGUUUAUAAAUCUGCUUACAAUCAGCACGAUCGUCUAUCAGAUUUCUGUGGCAAAAUAUUUUUGGAUUUUAUUAAAAUAGCGGAAUAUGAGAUGGCGUAUGAAUUAUAUAAAAAUAUCAAAAGUUAUAAAGAAAUUUAUGAUAGGAAGGAGCAUUAG